Oikopleura dioica is the source of this 696-nucleotide messenger RNA. The record is from the annotation of a GenBank genome assembly. Lineage: Eukaryota; Metazoa; Chordata; Appendicularia; Copelata; Oikopleuridae.
AUGUCUAAGCGAGGACGUGGUGGCAAAGGAGGUGGAAAGUUCCACAUCUCCCUUGCUCUCCCUGUGGCUGCCGUUAUGAACUGCGCUGACAACACUGGCGCCAAGUCCCUCUACGUCAUCGCCGUCGCCGGCAUCAAAGGUCGAUUGAACCGUCUCCCUGCCGCCGGUUCCGGAGAUCUCGUCAUGGCCUCCGUCAAGAAAGGAAAGCCAGAACUCCGAAAGAAGCAUUUUUUGUUGAAUUCAAACGCCCAGAGAGUUAACGAAGCGAAAUUCAGUCUUAUCGUCGAUUUUAACACAUCGGGCGGAUUCAUGCAGAUCUUCGUCAAGACCCUCACGGGUAAGACCAUCACCCUUGAGGUCGAGGCUUCCGACACUAUCGAAAAUGUCAAGGCCAAGAUCCAGGACAAGGAAGGAAUUCCUCCAGAUCAGCAGCGACUCAUCUUCGCCGGUAAGCAGCUCGAGGAUGGCCGAACCCUCUCCGACUACAACAUCCAGAAGGAGUCCACCCUUCACUUGGUCCUCCGACUCCGAGGUGGUGUCAUUGAGCCCUCUCUCAAGGUCCUUGCCCAGAAGUACAACUGCGACAAGAUGAUCUGCCGAAAGUGCUACGCUCGAAUGCACUCCCGAGCCACCAACUGUCGAAAGAAGAAGUGCGGCCACACUAACAACCUCCGACCCAAGAAGAAGCUGAAGUAA